Branchiostoma floridae (Florida lancelet) is the source of this 2296-nucleotide messenger RNA. Its product is annotated as tripartite motif-containing protein 2-like. Gene Ontology annotation, molecular function: zinc ion binding; protein binding; ubiquitin-protein transferase activity. The record is from RefSeq and is a predicted model, not a curated record. Gene Ontology annotation, cellular component: nucleoplasm; chromatin. Lineage: Eukaryota; Metazoa; Chordata; Leptocardii; Amphioxiformes; Branchiostomatidae. Bases 122 to 2296 code for a protein of 724 amino acids. The transcript has a single exon. Gene Ontology annotation, biological process: positive regulation of DNA-templated transcription.
UCUAGGAAAUAGCGGUGACUAGAAACUCAACGCUCUCGCUAUUAAAGAGCUAGACGUACCGACAAUAUACUGUACAUGUGGUCACUGUGAAGGUCUAGAAGUCAAGGUCUAACAUCACAAAAUGGCAAGCAAAAUGGCAAGCGACUUUGACGACCAGUUCCUGACGUGCCCGGUCUGUAUGUUGCACUUCCGGGAUCCCAGAAUCCUGCCAUGUUUGCACACAUUUUGUAGGGAGUGUCUGCAAGAAUGGGCGACCAAACAACAGCCGCUGGAGUGUCCAACCUGCCGCACACAGGUCAGUCUACCAGACCAAGGUGUGGACGGACUCAGGACCAACUUCUACGUCAACAAUCUGCUGGACUUCGCGGCGGCCAAGAAAGGAGCGGAGCCAGGUGUGCCAUGUCAAGUGUGUAAGGGGAAUGUGGAGGGGUCAAAAUCUUGGUGUGCGGACUGCGCAAUUUUAAUGUGUGAGUCAUGUACACUGUUGCACCGCAAUUUUCCGUGUUCGAAAGAUCACGAAGUUACCCCUGAAGAAACCCUGAAGGCCGAGGAAGCUAUCAGCAAAUUCCAUCGCAAACGACACUGCGACAAACACAAGAACCAAGAACUGGUCUUCUACUGUGAGAGCUGUAACGCUUUAGUUUGUACGGCAUGUACCGUGGUCGACCAUCGGCCAGGCAAAGAUCACAAUCCGGUGGAAAUCCCCUCCGUCGCUCAGAAGAAAAAAGAGACGCUACGAGGACUUCUACAAGGCAUAGACCCACGUCUGAAUGAAAUUCAGGCAUCUAUCAAAGAAAUUGAUAGAAAGAUUUCAAACUUAGCCCCUUCGAAAGAAGUAGCUACUGACCAAGUCAAGGCAUAUUUCGGCCAACUUAUUGACCUUCUCCAAAAGCGUGAAAAGGAGAUUUUGAGUCAAAUUGACGAUCAAUGCCGAGCCGAUGGCAAGGUUCUACAGACAAAGAAGGAAGCGAUAGAGUUUGAGUUGGCGGGACUGACGAGCGCACGGACGUUCUGUCAACAAGCUGUAGAACACGGAAGUGACGUGCACAUUCUGGAGGUGGGAAACCAAGUCCAAACAAGGAUAGAAACUCUGCUGGCAAAACAACUGGACUUGGAGUCCGACUGGAGCGAGUUUCGGUUCGUCGAGAACACGACUGUCGUGGACUUUAAGAAAAAUAUUCAAGCCUUGGGUGGUGUCAAAACAGAUGUCGAUAUUUCGAAGUGCAAAGUUGUUAUAAAGCCGGCAGUUGAGGGAUUUGAGUGUAUCACUGAGUUGACGACAAUGAACAAAGAAGGUCGUCCUUGUGUUACAAGCAACAAAGCCGUCACAAUCAACAUGAAGGCCCCGUCUGGGAAGAACGUGCCACCGCAUGGACAGCCACAGUUGAAGAGCGGGGGUGUGUGGGAAAUCUCCUACUUACCCAAGGUCGCAGGAAUUUACAGGUUACAGGUCAAGGUCAACUUGCAACAAGUGCCAGGAAGUCCGUUUGAUGUUGAAGUGAAAGGAAAUCCCGUGUUGACUAUAGGACAGAAGGUAGCGGGGGUGGGGGAACUGGGCGGGCCGGCAGGUGUCGCGGUUGACAAAGACGGCGCCAUUGCAGUAGUGGAGCGACAGAACAAACGUGUUCAGAUAUUCAAUGCAGACACAGGCCAGUCUUUGCGUAACUUCCCUGUUGAAGGUGAGAAGCCAUUCGGUAUUGAUGUGGACUCUAGUGGAGCGUUCUUUGUGACGUCGUGGGGUGAAGAUUUCGGCUUGAGACAUUACUCGAAGGAAGGCAGACUUUUAGACACAUACAAGCCUGACUGUAUGCGUUGCCCGCAUGGCCUGACAGUACUGAAGGAUGGCCGCAUGGUGGUGGCGGAACCUACACAGAACACUUGUCUCCUCCUGCAGCCUGACGGGAGCCUCAUCCGGGAGAUCGGCAAGGGGAAGUUGCACAGCCCAGUGUUCGUAUCUGCAGACGAGAAACGCGAUGUGUUGUUCGUCACAGACUUCAGCGCACACAAAGUAUUCGCUUUUGACCUAGACGGAAAUUUCAUAUUCGACUUUGGCAGGCAAGGUGACAGUGAUGGCGAGUUUCAAACUCCAUAUGGCGUAACAACAGACCCGGCAGGUAACAUCAUUGUCUUGAACGAUGAUGACGGCCGUGUGCAGGUGUUUGGGCCUGAUGGGAAAUUUAUUCGGACUGCGGUGACUGUCAAGGGUUCAGGCACAGGAAUCGUGCUGACUCCUGAUGGUUACAUAGCGGUAACAUGUUUCAAAGGACAUUGCAUAGAAAUGUGCAGGUACAAGUAG